UAUUUUUUGUAUUGUUUAUUAUCGAUUCUCGCGUUUAUUACUGUGUUUACUGCCUGCGUACCAAAGAUUUAAUUUUGAUAUUGCUGCCCUUUUCGAAUAUUCUUAAAAUAAUUUAUCAGUGUUAUUUUUAAAUUAUUUACCAAUUUUCUUUUAAAUAUCACCAUAUAUUACGGUUAAGAAUACUGACGACAAAAUGCAGAUCUUUGUGAAAACUUUAACGGGAAAAACCAUUACUUUGGAGGUCGAACCUUCAGAUACCAUCGAAAACGUAAAAGCUAAAAUUCAAGAUAAAGAAGGUAUUCCCCCAGAUCAGCAACGACUGAUCUUUGCUGGAAAGCAAUUAGAAGAUGGACGUACACUAUCUGAUUAUAAUAUCCAAAAGGAAUCUACUCUUCACUUGGUCUUACGUCUCCGUGGUGGUAUGCAAAUUUUUGUCAAAACCUUUACAGGCAAAACCAUCACUUUAGAAGUUGAACCUUCAGACACCAUUGAGAAUGUUAAGGCGAAGAUUCAGGACAAAGAAGGAAUCCCUCCAGAUCAACAGCGUUUGAUCUUUGCUGGUAAACAGUUGGAAGAUGGCCGCACCUUAUCAGACUAUAAUAUUCAAAAGGAAUCCACCCUCCAUCUUGUACUCCGUCUUCGUGGUGGCAUGCAAAUCUUCGUUAAAACACUUACUGGCAAAACUAUUACACUGGAAGUGGAGCCUUCAGAUACCAUUGAAAAUGUUAAAGCUAAGAUUCAAGAUAAAGAGGGGAUUCCUCCAGAUCAACAACGUUUAAUAUUUGCUGGCAAACAGUUAGAAGAUGGCCGCACCUUAUCAGACUAUAACAUUCAAAAAGAAUCCACCCUUCACCUUGUACUCCGUCUUCGUGGUGGCAUGCAAAUCUUCGUAAAAACACUUACUGGCAAAACUAUUACUUUGGAAGUGGAACCCUCUGAUACCAUUGAAAAUGUUAAAGCCAAGAUUCAAGAUAAAGAGGGCAUCCCUCCAGACCAACAACGUCUAAUAUUUGCUGGCAAGCAAUUGGAAGAUGGCCGUACCUUAUCUGACUAUAACAUUCAAAAGGAAUCUACUCUACACUUGGUUUUACGUCUUCGUGGUGGCAUGCAGAUCUUCGUUAAAACACUUACUGGUAAAACUAUUACUUUGGAAGUGGAACCCUCUGAUACCAUUGAAAAUGUUAAAGCCAAGAUUCAAGACAAAGAGGGCAUCCCUCCAGACCAACAACGUCUAAUCUUUGCUGGCAAGCAGUUGGAAGAUGGCCGUACUUUAUCUGACUAUAACAUUCAAAAGGAAUCUACUCUACACUUGGUCUUACGUCUUCGUGGUGGCAUGCAAAUCUUCGUCAAAACACUUACUGGCAAAACUAUUACUCUGGAAGUGGAGCCCUCUGAUACCAUUGAAAAUGUUAAAGCUAAAAUUCAAGACAAAGAGGGCAUUCCUCCAGACCAACAACGUCUGAUCUUCGCCGGCAAGCAGUUAGAAGAUGGACGCACCUUGUCCGACUACAACAUUCAAAAGGAAUCGACUCUGCAUUUGGUACUUCGUCUCCGCGGUGGUAUGCAGAUCUUCGUGAAGACUCUUACUGGAAAGACCAUCACUUUGGAAGUGGAACCCUCAGACACCAUUGAGAAUGUGAAGGCCAAGAUUCAGGAUAAAGAAGGUAUUCCCCCUGACCAACAGCGUUUGAUUUUCGCGGGUAAACAAUUGGAGGAUGGACGCACCUUGUCCGAUUAUAACAUCCAAAAAGAAUCAACCCUACAUUUGGUACUCCGUCUCCGCGGUGGUAUGCAGAUCUUCGUGAAAACCCUUACGGGUAAAACCAUUACCCUCGAAGUUGAGCCUUCUGACACUAUUGAAAAUGUCAAAGCCAAGAUCCAGGAUAAGGAAGGUAUUCCCCCAGAUCAACAACGUUUGAUCUUUGCUGGUAAACAACUGGAGGACGGCCGUACUCUCUCCGACUAUAAUAUUCAAAAAGAGUCAACAUUGCAUUUAGUUCUUCGUUUGCGAGGUGGUAUGCAGAUUUUUGUUAAAACUUUGACUGGGAAAACUAUAACAUUGGAGGUUGAACCAUCUGACACCAUAGAAAAUGUUAAAGCUAAAAUUCAAGACAAGGAGGGUAUUCCCCCUGAUCAACAACGACUUAUUUUUGCUGGUAAACAGCUUGAAGAUGGAAGAACACUGUCCGAUUACAAUAUUCAAAAAGAAUCUCUUUGCACUUGGUUCUUCGUCUUCGCGGUGGCUAUUGAUUUAUAUGCGGUCCAGUAUUAAAUAUGUUUCAUUCAUAAAUUCUGAUAAAGUAUUAAACAUUCAAAAUUUCUCGUCAAUUGUAAUCAUUCCUUUUUCUAUACUAAAUGAACCAUUAGCUUGAUUAAAUAUCUUCUACUUUAAUUUGUGUGUUCUUGCUUAUUUAUUUAGGGUUCAUACCUAGCAAACAUUCCUUGUUCUGUACUAUAGUAAAUGAACCAUAGCUUGAUUAAAUAUCUUCCACUUUAA
Messenger RNA from Galleria mellonella (greater wax moth), 2497 nucleotides. Its product is annotated as polyubiquitin-C. Gene Ontology annotation, molecular function: protein tag activity; ubiquitin protein ligase binding. Gene Ontology annotation, biological process: protein ubiquitination; modification-dependent protein catabolic process. Lineage: Eukaryota; Metazoa; Arthropoda; Insecta; Lepidoptera; Pyralidae. The record is from RefSeq and is a predicted model, not a curated record. Gene Ontology annotation, cellular component: nucleus; cytoplasm.